AUGGCUGUAUCUAUUUUCAUACGUCCUUUUCGACGUUUCAUCGGCAUUAACAGUAAUAUUACCGUCUUAUUUCUGGAUACCACACCACAUUUGAAUACUAAAUCACGAGCACAUUCAACAUCUCUCAGUGAAAAUAAUGAUUUAUUUGAACCUGAAGAGAAAAAAAAAACAGCCAAAAAAAUAAGCAAAGCUAUGAUGGCAUAUAUGCAACGAUCAAAAGAACAUGAUGAAUUCAUGAAAAAGGAAAUCAUAGAAUAUCAAAUAGGCAAAAGACAUUUGGCUAAUAUGAUGGGUGAAGAUCCAGAAUUCUUUACACAAGAAGAUGUAAAUAGAUCCAUUGAAUAUCUUUUUCCAUCAGGACUAUUUGAUUCUAAAGCUCGACCAAUGAUGCGACAUCCGGAUGAAAUUUUUUCAAACAGAAAAGCAGCAGAAUUUGAUGAAACCGGAAGACCCUUUCAUUCUAUGUUUUAUACCUAUAAACCAAAUUAUUACGAGACACUUUAUGUUAGUCCUGACAAUUAUACUAAAAAUAUUGUGGGAACGAUCCAGUCUUUGAAUAACAUUGAAGAUUCAUUAAUAAAACAAGGAACAGUACCUAUGGAUAAAAUGGAUUUAAUAAGUUCUGUGUGGUUAACAAAAAUGGAUAUUGAAAAAUUAUUAUCCGAAACUCUUAAGGCUGGUGAGUAUUACUAUCUUAUUACAUCAUUAGAGCGACUAUGCAAUCAUCCCUUGUCAAAACGUGCACAGGAUUUUAUUAUGAAAUAUCGUAAGAAGCUCGUUAGUCACAUCAGUGAGAUAGUAAUACCGUCUCUGGAACAUGACAACACAGGAAGACCAUAUAUCACAGUGAAAAAUUGCAUGAGAAAAAGUACAAGAGGUGAAGUAACAAUUUGGGGUAACGGGUCUGGAAAAAUUACUAUCAACGGACAAGAUAUCACAUACUUCGAAGAUAUGCAUUAUCGAGAGCAGUUAAGUGCGAAGUAA
Dinoponera quadriceps is the source of this 984-nucleotide messenger RNA. It is a transcript of the gene mRpS9, whose product is annotated as 28S ribosomal protein S9, mitochondrial. The record is from RefSeq and is a predicted model, not a curated record. NCBI's taxonomy places the organism in Eukaryota, Metazoa, Arthropoda, Insecta, Hymenoptera, Formicidae. The coding region runs from base 1 to 984 and encodes 327 amino acids. The transcript has 10 exons.